UUGUGAUCUCUGUUUGAGAGGAUGCCCGGGAUGAGAUGGCAGACUCAUCAUGUGGAGGUAGAACUUGCUUCAGACUCUGACUUUGCUGCUAAUGAAAUAAGUGGUCUUUGCAUUAUCACUCUGGAUCCCCAUCUGAAAAAAAGGAUAUGAAUGUUACCGGGAUGUUGUGAGGAAAGCACCUUGUUAGAGGGCAGUCCUUUUAGAGAAAUGAGUUGUUAUGUUGAUAUCAGUAACAAUAAGUAAGGGGCAGAGGCUCUGCUGGAACAGCAGGGAUACCAAAGAGGGUUCGUUGGUCCUGCCCAGCCAGCACUGUUUUUGCACCUUCGUGUGGCUUAGCACAACUUCAAGAUGCUUUUUUGUGGCAGACCAAUGAAGAGGGUUAUGUGUGUUCAUCCCAGGCCUCAGAACACCACAGCAUAAGUUCUCAGAGGGAGGCAGGGGAGUAGUGAAAGCCCUUCACCCUAACUCAGAUUGGAGUAAGGGCUAGAGACCCUUCCUCCUGGCAGAGGGGUGAAGUUCUUCAGGUCAGCUAGCUGCCUGUAAGGCUCUCUUGGGUCUGUUUGCAAAGGGCCACAGAUUGGAGUGCAUCCCUAAGAGAGUCAUAUGCUACCCCUCGGGCUGGAGCCCAGAGGUCACCUAGAGCCUGAUCUGGUGGGGUAGAACCUGGCAGUGAUGACAGACCCAGGGCAGCUCUGCUAGUGGACACCUGGGGAGGGGAGAUGGGAGAUGCCUGGAGAAAUACCCCAAAAGCAACAUGAGGCAGCUCACUCUCCAUUCUCUCUUCACUAUGAAAGUUAUUCUUUUCCCUCCAGUAGUCUGAGUCUAGGAGUCAGUAGUUUUCCAUUAGUUUAUGAGAGAUUAAGGAAGAUUUUGUCACUGCCUUCCUGCUUUUUGGUUAAAUUAGAGACUUUGUUACUUGAGUUCUGGGAUUCACCUGGUCAGCCCUAAAUGGGGUCUCCAACCAGGCACAGCUUUUCCACAGACAAGUGAACUUGAGUGUGAGAAUCCCCAGGGAGAAGUGAGAGAUCCAGGUUUUAUAACACUCCAAAAUGAUCCCAGGGAGACAAUCACAACGAGUAGGACUCUGCUAUGACUCUGCACUGGCAGUGUAGGCUAUAAUAAGUUUUUCUUAAUUAAUGAGCCAACAUAGACCAAAGAAAAACAGUCACUUUCUCCAGUCAUGUUUUUAUUACUUAGAUAACUUAAAUCCAUGCUUGCCCCACCUCCAAUAGUGCAGAUCAAAACUUUUGUCCUUGUCUUGUUUGAUUUUUGUCUGUCUUUGCAUGCAUUCUCCAUAUUCAGCCAUAUUGUUGGGAGAGGGAGAGGCUUCUUUUAUCUUAUUUCUGUUUCAGGGCCUGUCCAUCUAUAAUCCCAUCCUCAGACUCCAUGCCCUUCAUUCUCAGUUAUGUGUGUCUGUGAUGAGUUUAUAUUCUUAUUAAGUUUAAAAAUAGAAACCCUUCUAUUUUAAUUUCUGUUCUUCUGUUUUAGCCCACUUGAAAUGGCUUCUUGGCCUGAGCCUGAAAUUGCCUGGUACAAAUCAAACUAACUUAAUGAAGGAGUCAUUGUUCUCUGACUUUUCUCAUCCGUCCUCAAGCCCAUCCAGACUGUUCUUUGAUAACAAUGUAGCUUAAUAUUGGGCUGUGGUUGGAGAUAGAUAUUUCAUCUACUAAAUUAAGUUAAAACUGUUACCAUUUUUGCUAUGGUUCAAUUACCAGGGUUAUAAAUCAAAUGCUUGAUUGGUAUGAUUGUAGGCCAGUUGUUUUAGGAUAAUGUGAAGAGAGUAACUGCAAAUGAAUUUGAAAUUGAUUUUAAAAGUCGUGUUGCAAACAACAUUCUUAAAAGUCUAGUCAUUUUGAAUUGAGCCCUAGCAGCUGUCCUGACCACCAAAUGAUACCAAAGACAAUUCUGUGGGGUAUGUAUCUCUAAAAGUACAAAUUGUAAUGAAUCAUUUCAUAUGAAUGAGCAAUUUAUUUUCUACCAACUCAGUGCCUAGAAUUGCUAUUAAAUGUAGGUUUGAGUAGAAAAGCACCUGGUAGUGAAUACCCUCAGACCAUUUUUAUCUUUCACUUCUGAAAUGUUUCCUACAAAACUGAACACAGUCCCUCAUGAAGAGGAAAAUUAUCAGCAGUCACAGGCUGGCUCUUCCUUGCCCAUUAUCUUUCUCACCGUUUGUUUGAGGACAAUUUAAAUCAGAGACUUAGAUGCUCCUUGAGAUUCCCUAUGAGAUAAGGCAUUGAUACAAAAAGUUGCAAAAUAUUUCCAUUUUAACUUGUUUUCAUUUCAUUCAUUCAUUCAACAAACAUUCACUGAGGGAUAGUACUGUGCUAUGGAAUGACCUGGUUUCGAAUCCUGGCUCUGCUCCCUAUUUCUUGCCUAGCUCUGGCAGGUGAACCAUGUUAUUAGCCCAGAUAAACCGAGAUUCUCAGGGAAUGACUGAGUUUCCUGGAGGGGGAAUGGAGGCUCAGCACGUCACACUUUGCCUGACAGAGGCAGUGACUGUGGCAGAUGGUGACAAUCUGGAAAACAUGGAAGCUGUCAGCUUGCAAGCAGUGACCCUUGCAGAUGGUUCCACAGCUUACAUACAACACAAUUCCAAAGAUGGAAAACUCAUGGAUGGUCAGGUCAUUCAGCUAGAGGAUGGUUCUGCUGCCUAUGUCCAACAUCUUCCCAUACCUAAGAGUACAGGGGACAGUUUGCGUCUGGAAGAUGGACAGGCUGUUCAGUUGGAAGAUGGAACUACAGCCUUUAUUCAUCAUACCUCCAAAGACAGUUAUGACCAGAGUGCACUACAAGCCGUCCAGCUGGAAGAUGGCACCACGGCCUACAUUCACCACACUGUACAGGUUCCCCAGUCUGACACCAUCUUAGCUAUUCAGUCAGACGGCACUGUGGCAGGCCUACACACAGGGGACGCCACCAUCGACCCUGAUACCAUAAGUGCUUUGGAACAGUAUGCAGCAAAGGUGUCUAUUGAUGGCAGUGACAGUGUAACUGGUGCUGGGAUAAUAAGUGAAAAUGAACAGGAAAAGAAAAUGCAGAUUGUGUUACACGGACAUGGGACGAGAGUCACAGCCAAGUCCCAACAAAGCGGAGAGAAGGCCUUUCGGUGUGACUAUGAUGGGUGUGGAAAACUCUACACGACCGCUCACCAUCUGAAGGUCCAUGAAAGGUCACACACAGGGGACCGGCCGUACCAGUGUGAGCAUCCUGGCUGUGGGAAGGCCUUUGCCACAGGUUAUGGAUUAAAAAGUCACGUCAGAACCCACACAGGAGAAAAGCCAUAUCGGUGUUCAGAAGAUAAUUGUACGAAGUCUUUUAAAACAUCAGGCGACCUACAGAAACACAUUCGCACUCACACAGGUGAACGGCCCUUUAAGUGUCCCUUUGAAGGAUGUGGCAGGUCCUUUACUACAUCAAACAUUAGGAAAGUUCACAUUAGGACACAUACAGGAGAAAGACCCUAUUACUGCACAGAGCCAGGAUGCGGGAGGGCGUUCGCCAGCGCAACGAAUUACAAGAAUCAUGUGCGGAUACACACAGGGGAGAAGCCAUAUGUCUGUACAGUCCCCGGGUGUGAUAAGCGAUUCACAGAAUAUUCCAGUUUGUACAAACACCAUGUUGUUCACACUCACUCCAAACCAUACAUCUGCAAUCACUGUGGGAAAACGUAUAAGCAGAUCUCCACCUUAGCAAUGCACAAGCGAACAGCUCACAAUGACACAGAGCCAGUCGAGGAGGAGCAAGAGGCCUUCUUCGAGCCCCCACCAGGUCAAGGUGAGGAUGUCCUCAAAGGUCCACAGAUAACUUAUGUUACAGGUGUAGAAGGGGAAGAUGUUGUGUCUGCACAAGUAGCUACAGUAACUCAAUCUGGAUUGAGCCAGCAAGUAACACUCAUAUCCCAGGAUGGGACCCAACAUGUCAACAUAUCUCAGGCAGACAUGCAAGCCAUUGGCAAUACCAUCACAAUGGUGACGCAAGAUGGCACCCCAAUCACGGUUCCCGCUCAUGAUGCGGUUAUCUCUUCAGCAGGAACACACUCUGUAGCCAUGGUUACUGCCGAGGGGACAGAAGGACAGCAGGUUGCAAUAGUGGCUCAGGACUUGGCGGCAUUCCACACGGCCUCUUCAGACAUGACGCAUCAGCCCCACGGGCACCAUCUGGUGACUACAGAAGCCCGGCCGCUGACGUUAGUGGCCACGUCCAGUGGAACACAAAUCGCAGUGCAGCUUGGAGAACAGCAGUCUCUGGAAGAAGCCAUCAGAAUAGCAUCCAGAAUCCAACAAGGAGAGACACCUGGCUUGGAUGAUUGACUGGGCCUUGGGACCCUCAGCAGGAGAGCGGUUCAUUUUCAGACGACAGAGACCCUGCGGCCAGACUCCGAGAACGCUCGGAGGUUGCCCAUUCCCUGAUGCUCUGCACACAGUUUUAUGCAUAAGUGGACGACGUCUUGCAAGGGACACUUGAAACAGAUGGGUUGGACUGGGUGACCACUAAGGUCGCUUCCAGCUCUGCAGAUCGGCAGCUCUCGGUUUCCAGCCUGACCCCAUGUGUGUGCAGAAAUAGAAAAUUAGGACUAGGUGGUAGCUUUUCCUGUUGUUACUCUUACCAACUCUCAGACGGCUGAAGUCUGCCUGCAGGGCCCGUGCAGCUGUAGAGUUCAGCCCCAGGAUGAAUUUUAACUUGAAGUCCAUGAUCAAGGCUGUUCAGACACUUUCUGAUGUCUGAAAGGUCCUUACAAUCAUAAUUCCAGAAGCCAUUUCAAAUAACAAAAGGAUGCAAAGCCUUUAAAUAUGUUCCUCAAUUAGUAGGGACCCUGCAAUUUGGGCUCUACCUUUCUCCAUUUUGAUUUCUGUCCCAGGUAGCUGGAUGACUGUUGUCUCCCCUGUCCCUGUUAGAUACAGCCUAUUCAGCUAAUUCCAUUAGCUUCACAUUAGAUUAUGUAAAAACCGAAAAGCUUUGGUUGUUCAGAAUUAAAAGGUUAAAUACAAUACUUUGGUUUCCUUAAAGGUUUUACCUUCUGAGUUUGAUUUUGGUUUGGUUUGGUCUUUAAUAAUUCCAAUUAUGAUCAAGAAAAAUGUGACCACGUUGUCCAGGGAAGAAGGCAGGGCCAUGAUCUGAAGUGAAUUGACUCUGGGAAUGAGUUCAGUGUAACCUAUUUAUUUUUGUUUAACAUGUGUUAUAUCCUUGUUCCAAAGUUUAUUUAUCCUGUAGCUCAUUUUUAAUUGAAUCUAGUAGUUCAAUAAAUGAUCAUUUACUUUUA
Molecule: messenger RNA, 5260 nt
Organism: Dromiciops gliroides (monito del monte)
Lineage: Eukaryota; Metazoa; Chordata; Mammalia; Microbiotheria; Microbiotheriidae
Gene: ZNF143
Product: zinc finger protein 143
Exons: 16
Coding region: 2394-4310 (638 amino acids)
Biological process (GO): regulation of transcription by RNA polymerase II
Cellular component (GO): PcG protein complex; transcription regulator complex
Molecular function (GO): RNA polymerase II cis-regulatory region sequence-specific DNA binding; DNA-binding transcription factor activity, RNA polymerase II-specific
Source: RefSeq, a predicted model, not a curated record